AUGGCCCCGACAUUACAAGACGUUACCGGUCUCAAGGACUUGGUCAACCAGUUGCAGGACAGGAUCACCAAAAUUGAGCGGAGCAUGAAGGGCGAGAACCCCACGGCUGCCGAGACGGUUCGGAUGAUUCUCAUGGGACCUCCUGGUGCUGGAAAGGGAACCCAGGCACCUAAGAUCAAGGAGAAGUUCUGUGCCUGCCACUUGGCUACUGGCGACAUGCUGCGCUCGCAGGUCGCGGCAAAGACCCCGCUGGGUCUGGCGGCGAAGAAGAUCAUGAACGACGGAGGUCUCGUCAGCGAUGAGAUUAUGAUCGGAAUGAUCAGACACGAGCUCGACACCAACGCCGAGUGCAAGAAUGGCUUCAUCCUCGACGGAUUCCCCCGAACAGUCCCCCAGGCCGACCGCCUCGACGCGAUGCUCGAAGCGCGCGGCGACAAGCUCGACCACGCGAUCCAGCUCGAGAUCGACGACGCCCUCCUCGUCGCACGUAUCACUGGCCGUCUCGUCCACCCCGCGUCUGGCCGCUCCUACCACCGCAUCUUCAACCCUCCCAAGGACGACAUGAAGGACGACGUUACCGGCGAGCCGCUAAUCCAGCGCUCGGACGACAACGCCGAGACCCUCAAGAAGCGCCUGGGAACCUACCACUCGCAAACGGCGCCUGUUGUCGACUACUACAAGAAGAAGGGCAUCUGGCGGGGAAUCGACGCUAGCCAGGAGCCCGGUCAGGUGUGGAAGCAGCUGCUUGGUGUCUUCGAUGAGAAGAAGACCACGACGAGCAAGGUGAUGGAGGCGGUCGGUCUGAAGAAAUAG
This is a messenger RNA of Tricharina praecox, 813 nucleotides long. RefSeq names its product adenylate kinase 1. Gene Ontology annotation, molecular function: AMP kinase activity; ATP binding. Bases 1 to 813 code for a protein of 270 amino acids. Gene Ontology annotation, cellular component: mitochondrion; cytoplasm. The transcript has 4 exons. NCBI's taxonomy places the organism in Eukaryota, Fungi, Ascomycota, Pezizomycetes, Pezizales, Pyronemataceae. The record is from RefSeq and is a predicted model, not a curated record. Gene Ontology annotation, biological process: ADP biosynthetic process.